Nomia melanderi (Alkali bee) is the source of this 2010-nucleotide messenger RNA. RefSeq names its product Eclosion hormone (gene Eh). Lineage: Eukaryota; Metazoa; Arthropoda; Insecta; Hymenoptera; Halictidae. Gene Ontology annotation, biological process: ecdysis, chitin-based cuticle; neuropeptide signaling pathway. Gene Ontology annotation, molecular function: ecdysis-triggering hormone activity. The record is from RefSeq and is a predicted model, not a curated record.
UCGUCUGGCUUUAUCAAUUCCCAGCAGCCUCGGCUCGAUCCGAUCGUGAACGACCAGCCAUGAACGCAUAUACUCGCAUCUUCUUGGUACUCCUCGUAGCUUCUACUAUGAUCUUCGUGCUUACCGCUGGAAGUUCUCCAUUUGAUCGAGCCAUUGGGGUGUGCAUAAGGAACUGCGCCCAAUGCAAGAAAAUGUUCGGACCAUAUUUCUUGGGCCAGAAGUGCGCUGACUCUUGCGUUAAGUACAAAGGAAAGCUCAUCCCCGACUGUGAGGACGAGGGUUCGAUUCAGCCGUUCCUCCAAGCACUUGAUAGCGACUAUUAACUAUCUACCGCUUGCGUAAAGUUCCUAGCAAUUUAUGUUCGCGUCGAUAUUUUUGUAACGUCCGCUAAAUGUAUGUGUUGCGUGUGCGUGUAAUCCACAAUGGAAGGAAUUUAAGAUCUGACGCGAUUCGCCUGUAAUUCCACGUGAUCAAUGUUUACAGUAUUCUCUUAUUAAUUUUUCUUUUUAAUGAUAUAUACACGUAUAUAUAUAUACAUAUACAUAUACAUAUAUUUUUUUUAUACAAACGCAGAGGGAUAUUUAGAUGAAAUUUCGGUGACACGAAACACUGUGAUCGACGUUCACACGUGACUGUGACAGACUCGAACCGUUUGAAUGAGUGUGUACGCGUGCGUGCGAUAAGAGAUUAUAAUUACAGGUCUGAUACCUGUAAGACAUUCCGCGUUGCGAGGAUUCUUUUUUUCAAUAAUCGAGAACUAUAAGCGUUCCGAGGGAUUCUUUGUAUUUUGCAUCUCAAUGUCCAGUAUUCGAAUAUACUCAAAACAUUUAUAUAUUUAAGGUAUUACUUAAUGAAUAAGGCAACAGAAGAAGAGAACACGAUGCGGAGAAAAUAGGGUAAAAGAUAACCUGUAGGAUAGAAAAGAAAAGGAAACACAAGAACCGACCAAGUUUACAUAAUCAUGAUAUUAUACACGUUAAUUUUCAGUCAAUAAAUACAGUGUCCGAAAUGUUCUCGCUAACAAAGCGUCGAAACUAACAUUCACUAUUAUGAUCGUCAACUUUGAGAGUUCAUUGAAACGACCUACUCAUUCUAGUUACGAAAGAUACCUGAAAAGUAAAAAGUACCGAACCUCGACAGAUGUUUAUAUUGAAAUCGAACAUCUUUUGAGGCAGCAACGUUUAAAGUACAAUAAUUUCACUCACCGGAAGUGGACUACUCAGGAGAAGGAGGCGCUACGUAGCAUUCCGGUAUUGUCGACAAUGCUUGCCUCGAUUCCAGUUGUUGUACCUGAAGGAGAGAAAGAGUCACGUGAACUUUGUCGCAUCGUUGCUACCGCUACGAUCUUGUUUCGUUUCGUUUAAGCGCAUAUUUACACGUUGUCGGAGGGUCUUCUCGUUCAGAGCUGCUCUCGAUAAUAAAUGUUUCAUUUUGUCUAAGAGCUCCGACUUGUGGCUCAAUUGUUCCCUCAACACCUUAACCUCCCCGUUUUCGUCCUCCCUCUGGACGGCUUGCAGCGCGGCUAAUCUUUGCUCAGCCAACUGCAAAUCCGCUUCCAAUGCAACCACGCGCUUCUGCGCUUCCUCGUAUUGUUUCUGUAACAAACUAUCGCUCUGCCUGCCCGAUAAUUUACCCUGGAAAUAGAAUCAAUAGAAUGGUCACUUUUGUGGACGCUGAGUAAAAUUAUUAUAAUCAGUUUAAUAAUAUUGCAUAGCCUCCCUAUUAGUCCGUUUCAUACUCAUACGUCACGUUAGAAAUAGGAAAAAAGUAACAAUGAAAUAAAUGCAAUAAUUUUCAAUUGGAUGGAGAGGGAAAAUGAGAAUCUGAAAUUUUCGUUUUAAGUUUUGGAAAAAGAUUCGAAGCAUAUAUUAGACUUGUUUAUUAAAAAAUGAAGAUUAUAUUAGGAUUAAAUGAAAAAUGAUUAGAUAUUACCAAAUAUUAAUAGAUUAUAAAUUUUAAACGACGAGAGAAUUUCUUAAUGUACAACACUAAAUAAUAAAGACACUUGAA